Messenger RNA from Strongylus vulgaris, 327 nucleotides. Lineage: Eukaryota; Metazoa; Nematoda; Chromadorea; Rhabditida; Strongylidae. The record is from the annotation of a GenBank genome assembly.
AUGUGGGCAAAAUCGCUCUCGGCUGCAAAGGAACCGGCGUGGCAAAAGGCAUAUCUCGAUUACAUGUUUCGUUUGCUCGAUGCGUCUGGUGAUGAACUGGUUGAUCUUGCCGAGUAUGUCGAAGUAUUAGGCUAUUUUUCAAUUCCGCGAGCAGAUGCUGUUGCCUGCUUUGAUAAAUUUGCUGUGAACUCGUCUGGUGUGCACUUCAACUCGAUUGAUCACAAAAAGUUCAAUCACUUGUGGCAGCAAUACUUCCAUUCAACGGACAUCUUCGAUGAAGGAAACCACCUUCUUGGCACACCACCACAGACGAGUCAACGAGCAUAA